Saprolegnia parasitica CBS 223.65 is the source of this 1863-nucleotide messenger RNA. RefSeq lists its product as hypothetical. The record is from RefSeq and is a predicted model, not a curated record. NCBI's taxonomy places the organism in Eukaryota, Oomycota, Saprolegniomycetes, Saprolegniales, Saprolegniaceae. Bases 1 to 1863 code for a protein of 620 amino acids. The transcript has 4 exons.
AUGCGAUACGCAGCGCUCUCUCUGCUCGCCGCCAGCGCCGCCGCUGCCCUUCAGCGCACGACCGGAUGGCUCCACUGCCCGCUGCGCUACUCAGCCUCCGUCUUUGCCAAGGACUGGCGCAACGCGACCUGCGCCACCUUUGACGCACCGCUCUGCUACCCCGGCACGUGCGCCUCGACGACGACCAACAUCUCGGUCUUUGUCAAGCGCCUCGAAGCCGUAAACGGAGCCUCGCCCAAGGCCAUUUGGCUGCUCCAAGGCGGGCCCGGCGCGUCGUCCAUCAACAUGGAAGGCUACAUGCAGAAUCUGUACGUCGCCCUCAACAAGAGCGUGAGCGUUUACACGAUGGACCACCGCGGCACGGGCAAGAGCACGUACUUGGACUGCGCGACGACGGAAGCGACAACCAACGGCAGCCCGUGGGGAACCUCCAUUAGCCCCUCCGAGCUGCCCGAGUGCCUCCGCAACGUCCGCCAGAUCUAUGGCAACGACGCGGCCGCGGGCUUUUCGUCGCAUAGCGCGGCCAGCGAUGUGGCGGCUUUGAUUCAGACGCUCACGCCGACUGCCGAGACGUACGUGUACGGUGUUAGCUACGGCACGCACUGGGUGCGCCGGCUCAUGGCACUCGACCCUCCGACGGUCCACGGCUACAUUUUGGACGGCGUCUCGGGCCUGUUUUCCCGCUGGAAUCUCGACUACCUGUCGGAAGUCGACACGUACUUUGACUAUUGCACGAAGGACGCCACGUGCCGUGCCAAGCUCGGCCACGAUCCUGCCAAGGUCCUCCGUGACCUCUACCAUACGCUCGAUACGAACGCGACGGCCCGGUCCGCGGCGUGCGUACGCGCACUUCCCAACUACUUGAACGCUGCCGUGCCGCCGUCGUGGGCCCUCCGGCACCGCCUCAAACUCCUUCUCGCCGCCGGCGUCGGGUUCCAGGAGCUCAUCCCGAUUUUGAUCUACCGACUCCACCGGUGCUCCCGCAGCGACGAAGCUUUCUUGGCCGCGUGGAACCAGCGGCUCGCGUUGUCCAACUUUUUAACGAAGAACGACGACGGCGCCAACGACCAAGACCGCGACAGCUCGGCGCUGCUCUAUGGCGCCGUCGCGUACUCGGAGAUGUGGGAGCAGCCCGUGCCGUCGCGAGCCGAGCUCGAAUCUCGCUUUCUCAACAACCUCUUUGGGUUCAAUCUCACGACACAGUACCACGACUACUGCGUCUUCACCGGCGCCACCACCGACAUUUGCAACGGCAUCGACCAACCACCGGAUGUCACCUUUACGUAUCCGUCCAAGCUUCUCACGUCGCCGACGCUGCCGUCGCAGAGCUCCGUGCUCAUCUUUGCCGGCGCCCUCGACACCCAAACGCCGCUCAGUAUUGCUGUCAACGUCACGCGCGACUUUCACAGCAACGACCGCGCGCGGCUCGUCACCUACCCCUACGCCGGCCACAGCUGCCUCCUGCGCACCUCGGUGCAGAGCCCGGGUCAGCCCACAUGCGCGACGACGGUGCUGGCGUCGUAUGUAGCGCAUGGCGGCAACAUUGCGCAGCUCAACACGAGCUGCCUCGACGACUUGGUCCCCACGGCGUUCACCCUCUCGGCCGCCAAGGCAUUGGACACAUUCGGGGUCCGUGACGCGUACGAAGGCAACGUCACGACGCUGGUCGUUGCCUCGUCGAUGACGAUGACGACGCAGGAAGCGUCGCUGGACCAAACGAGCGCGCUUGUCAUUGCCAGCGGCUGCAUUUGUGUCGGCCUCGUGUCCAUUGCCGUCGCACUCCUCCUCCGACGUCGCUCUCGAGCGACCAGUGCCGUCCUUGUCCGUCAGGAGCCGUCUAAUGUCUGUCAUUUUUGCCGUUAA